GGAAAUGCAUUUGGGUUUAUGCAAGAGCGGCCGUAAAGUUGAUUGUAUUUAUUUACAGCCCACGUGGCCGUUAAAUCCCUAUUGACUCCAACAUGCUGGCACAUUUGGAUCUCACUGUUCUGUUGACAUUAAACGCGAUUAUAUUAACGUCGAGUGAUAAGAUUGAUAUACAAAAAAUUCCACUGGCACCCAACGAAGCAUCAUACCUCGAGAGUAAAGAUGUUUUACUGCAAAUGCUAGAAAAAAAAUUAAAAGAAAUAAAAGAUCACAAGAAAUUGAAAAGUGCGAACGGUGAAGUUUUACCAAAGAAUGUAGAUUUCAAUCUGAAAUCGAAUGGUAUUAGCGCUGUCGGCGAGGCUGAGCUUCUUCUGCGAUACGGCACUAACGGUCAAGGAUUAGUCAAUAUGACAGCCGAAGGCAUAUCUAAUGUGGGAAGAGUGCAGUUACUUUUAGGGACUGGUGACAAUGGCUUACGCAUACCUGGUCUCAGUAAUCUAUUCUCUGGUUCAUCAGCCAGAUCCGGAGAUAAAAAUUUCGACAAUCAGCUACAACUAGUCAGUCAGAAUGAUGUUAAUUUUGGAUUCAGAAGGCAAACUAACAUCUCAAGUGAUAAUAAUACUGUUGAUAAAGUAAAUGAAGCUGUAGAAACUGUCAAUGCUGUAAAAGACGACAAAGCUAAAGGAAAAAUAGAAGAGAAAGAUAAAGUAGAAGCACUCAACGGUACAGCAACUGACAACACAGCGGUUGCAGCUAAAGGCGAUUAUGUACCAAUAAUAACAAAAGCAAGCAACGCUUCAGCUAAUGUUGCAAGCAGCGGCCCGGUUGUAAACUCUGACCUUUCUUUAAAAAGUGACACUGCUUCUGUUAACGGUGUGGCAAACAAUGGAGAAAGUGUAAACAAAGUUAAGUAAAUCAUUAAAUUAUACAUUUUUGUGAAAA
Molecule: messenger RNA, 939 nt
Organism: Cydia pomonella (codling moth)
Lineage: Eukaryota; Metazoa; Arthropoda; Insecta; Lepidoptera; Tortricidae
Exons: 5
Coding region: 93-911 (272 amino acids)
Source: RefSeq, a predicted model, not a curated record